Cydia splendana is the source of this 2208-nucleotide messenger RNA. RefSeq lists its product as uncharacterized. Lineage: Eukaryota; Metazoa; Arthropoda; Insecta; Lepidoptera; Tortricidae. The coding region runs from base 75 to 1397 and encodes 440 amino acids. The transcript has 4 exons. The record is from RefSeq and is a predicted model, not a curated record.
CUUCAAAAUUGUUAACGUUUUAAUCAAACCACAUCAUAAAAAAGUUUUCUAAGACAUAAAAGUAAUCGUGUGCAAUGUGGUUCCUGGUUAUUAUACUGGCCAUAAUUCUUGGUGUCCUCUGCCUGGAGACGAUGUACUGGAAAUGCUGCGAGGAAAAGUUCUGCUUUGACAAGAAAAUCGCCGCUUACAAACUAGACGAUGAUCGUCCGAAUGCAUACUCGAACUGCUACGCCAACAUGGGCGCGAGCCUGGACAGCGUAGUCACAGAGCAGCCCAUCAACAACAACCACCUGCAGCAGAGAGACAUCAUCGGACGGCAGCUCAACGAGCUGCCUAUACAUGCUGACAAACUGUAUGAGGUAUUCUCCAAAUCGAUGAUAUUUAGAGACGACCACGAAUUAAAGUCCAAAGGCAGCAACGACUCUCUCGACGAACUUGAAACUAAAUCAGAACCAGACUACUUAGACAGACCAAACAGAACCAAAGUAUAUUUCGAAGAUGAAGUAGAUUCGCCAGUCACCGAUUUUGAAAUUAUGUUCAAAGAUGAACUUCUAGCAGGUCACGACAUGUUCAAAAUUGAGGAAGAAGAAGAAAGUGACAGUAAAAGCCAAGAUACUGAAGAGGGCCUAGUUAUGAACGUAGAAGUAAAGAAACAAGAUGUAAUAAAACCUACUACAGUGACAGUCAAAGAUGAAUCCAAGAUAACGACUCAGAGUUCCAUUUAUAAGUACGAUCCCGUGUCAGUUGUGGCCUUACCAUCUACACUGUCUUUACCAAGAGUUGAAAGCGUUAAGGGAAUCCUAAGAUUAAAAGGUGAAAGUAUACCUAGAAGUUUCAGUGCCAGGGCUUUGGAAAGAUUAGACAGUGGCAGUAAAUUAGCAAAACCAACUCUUAACAGAGUAGAGAGCUUAAAAAAUAUAGACCCUAUAAAAAUUAACAAAGUAUUAUCACGAGUGCCACACAGAAGUGCAUCUUUCUUAAAUAUACCAGAACAUUUAAUACCAGAAAAGCCACCGUUGACGAAGAGUAAUUCUACUAUAGGUGUGACGUCUUUAGACCAAGAAGUUAAACUAGGAAGGUUGCCGGACACUCCAAUAAUAAGGAGUAAUAAUCUGCCGAGAUUCUUCGCCGAUAGUCCUUCACUUCCAGAAUAUAAGGGCGAUACUAGCUUGCAAAGCAUUAAACAGAAAUCUGCACUGAUGCUGCAAGAGGAUUAUAGUAUGCCAAGGUACUACGGUUCAGCAACACCAAUGGAAAUAGCGCCAGUCCAUGAAAGCAAGUCUAUGCCUGAUUUGAGGAACCCCACGUCGACUGGUAAAGUUAGUAAAAGGUUAGUGAAAUUAAGGAGCAGGUUGAAACCUCUAGUUAUCAGAAAGAAUUCGGAUGAGAAGUUAUAGUUACAAAUAAUUUGAGAAGAGCUACUUCUUUCAUACUUCGCUUUUUAAUUUAUUCUUGGAAGUUGUUAAAUUUGUAAUGUUAUGAAGUUUAGUGUUGAUAUAAUAUAAUUGAUGUUCAACUAGAAGAACGAACAUAAGGAUCAAUUAGUCUAGAGUAGUCUAGACAAUAAUAUAAUAUACUGUAACCAAAUUGUGAUGAAUGAGAAUGAUUGUGAUUUCUAAAGUAGGAUAGUAUUAAUUUUAAUUUAUGAUGAUAGGAUUGGUGGACAUUGUCAAUAAUUUGUGCAAUUUUAUUAUUUCUUUAUGUAGGUAUUGAAAACACAUUUCCCGAUUGUUUGCUAAACAAAAUAUGGAACUGAGUAAAAUUUUAAAUGUUUAACUAUAGUUUCUAUUUUAUAAGUACGUACUUAAAGUUACUAGUUUUUGUCACAAAUAAAUUUCAUAUUUUAUUGAAAAAUAUUUAAAAAGGACGUUAGUAUUAUUAGGAUUAGCUUGAUCAGUAUUUAUUGCUCAAAACAUAAGUACCUUGAUGAAUUUAAGUGAAAUACUUAAUUUGGUAAUAACAACAAAUUAUUUUCUUGUAGGUGAUCCAUUUUAUUUUAUUAUCAUUUAUCUACUUUAAUAUUUGGCGCCGAGAUUAUUCGAACAGCGUAUAUAUUUACUUUUUUAAAAUAAUUUAAAUAUCAAAACAAUGGAAGAAUUUUGGAAGUUUUUUUUAGUUAUUACUAUUUUUUAUGAAUAUUAUUAUGUAAAUUACAAAUAAAUAAGUUCUUAAAUAAAUAACUGUACGUAAUGUUCAUGCUCCAUAUAA